Messenger RNA from Moneuplotes crassus, 2716 nucleotides. The record is from the annotation of a GenBank genome assembly. NCBI's taxonomy places the organism in Eukaryota, Ciliophora, Spirotrichea, Euplotida, Euplotidae.
AUUUAAAAACAGCAAAAUGUCAAAUGUGAAAAGAAAGAGAAAUAUAAACUCGUUUCUCUUCAAUGGGGCUGGAUACACAGAACUCAACAUGAAAGAGCCAAGGUUUUCCAACAUGGGGUUCGGCAAUAAUGUCUACCAACGAGACUCGAACAUGACUUCACCUAAGUUCGGAGAGUUUAUGAAUAAUAAAGGACCUAAAGAACAGAAAAAUAAAAUUGACCUUAUUCAGUACAGGAACAAAGCAAGAGUUACACUAAGAAGCCAGAAAGCACGAAGGAGGAAGACCAAUACUAAACCAACCAACCUUGGAAUUCAUGUAGAGCAAAGAAGCCAUCAGAGGAAUAGAGCUGAUUUAAAUGGAAUUAGAGAACAGUGUGCUAGUUCAAGUGCGCUUUCUAAAAUGUACAAGACUCCUCCUACUGUAGAGAAGAGUAAAUAAAGUGAUAUCAAAGGGCAAUUCCAUCAAGUGUCUGGAAAUCAUAAGUAAAUAAGAUCGCAUCCCAGACCAGACAAAGUAGGACAAGGAAGGGAAGUAGGUUGAACAAGACAUAUGAUAGCCAUUCUCCUAUUAUUUCAGGGUAUAACCGUGGCAAUUCCGCAACCAACGCUGAAAAUGAACUUCUAUUCAAGAAAAUGGAAGGCAUCCGCAAGGAUAAACGCCAUAAAUAUGAAAAAGCUAUUAGUGAUAAACUACAGGAGUUGGAAAAUGAAAGAGAUGACUUUUUCUAUAAUCAGAAGUAUUCAGGCAAAACCGAUAAAGUCCAAAGCACGAAAGAUAACCUCCUCAAAUAAAGAUGAAAGCACAGCUACCUCUGCCUCUUUGGAGGAUUUUGUUAUUGGAAAAAUUAUAGGGCAAGGAGCAUACGCUGUGGUUAGGAUUGGAUUGCAUAAACCGACAGAUAAAUGAGUAGCCAUUAAAAUAUAUGAAAAAUCUAAACUAAUCGAGCCUCAGCGAAGAAAAAGUGUCAAAAGGGAGAUUAAGCUAAUGGAGAGAAUGUCACAUCCAAAUAUUUGCUCACUAUAUGAUGUUCUUGAAACAAACACCCAACUAUUCAUAGUCAUGGAGUAUGUAGGAGGAGAUUCCUUGCAUAGCUAUCUCAAAUCUCAACCAAAUAGAAGGCUACCUGAGAAAGAGGCCAGAAGAGUUUUUAAGCAAAUGCUUGGAGCUAUUAAAUACUGACACAGCUUAUGAAUCACUCAUAGGGAUAUAAAAUUAGAGAACAUCUUACUUGAUGACAACCUAAAUGUCAAAAUAAUAGAUUUUGGAUUCUCCACCAGAAUUCCUAAUGACAGGAAAGUCAAACUUUUCUGAGGAACACCAAGUUAUAUGGCUCCAGAAAUAGUAACUAAAAGCGAAUACUGAGGUCCUCCAGCAGAUAUCUGGGCAAUGGGAGUACUUCUCUAUGCCUUGCUUCAUGGUAGUUUUCCGUACAGAGGAGCUACUGAUAAGGAACUAUACACCAGAAUAUGAAGCUGUGAUUGCUAUCUUGGAGACCAUCUCUCCAGAGAUGCAAGAGAACUCUUUAAUAAGAUCUUUGUAUAUGAUGCUGAAAAGAGGCUCACAGCAGAAAGUAUGAACUUUGAUCAAUGGAUUUCGCCUCCGUUGAGCAUCAAGGACAAGGUUGCGUCAAUUCUUGGAGAGAGUAAAACCAGCACAUAUGCUAGUUCCAUGAAUAAAGUUUCAAAUUCUAACAUUGAAGAGACUGGGUCUGACAACAAGCCUAAAUUCUACCGGAGAGAUAUUACUUCUAAUGAAAUGGAUCUUUCAUUGCCAAAAGCAAAGAAUAUGAAAAGGAUUGGUAACAACUUCAGAAUAAUUAGGAGUCCCAAAGCCAACGAGGAGAAGAAAAUCAGUCUCCUUAGGGGAAACAUGGCAACACGGAACAGGAACAUCAUGCAUAUGGGUACUACUAAAAACAGUUUUCUGAAAACCCAGAAGAACAAUAAAAGCCCUCAAGAGAAGAUGAAUAUUGCAUUAUACAAUAAGACAUUUUCUGGUAGAAACACAGGUAUGAGCAGGAAGUCCCAGCUCCAGAUCAGAUACCUCUCUAAUGAUUCCAGAAAUGAUAAAGAUAUGGUGUUUUCAGAAAAAUAUGCUUCUAAGAAGAGCAUGAAUCUAGACAAAAUUUUAGAAGAAAAUAGAGAGAAUGCAGGAAGCCAAGCCACAAUUUGUGCUGAAUCAAAGAAUCCUAGCAAAAACAACACACCAGCUAUUGAUGGUAGCAAGGAAGAGAAAGAGGGUGAUUUGAAACCCUUAGUGACUCAUGAAUCCCAAGAAGAAUCUAAAAUUUCACCGGAGAAUAUUUUUGUAUAUUAUGAUUCUGAAGUGAUUCACCACUUGCACACAACAACUAAAUUGUCGCUGAACGAGAUAUUUGUGAAACUUCAAAGUGGAGAUACUGAGAUGAACAAUAUGUAUACAAAAUAUCUCGAAAACAAGAGGAAGAUCCUCAAGACUGUAUAUCCAAGUGUGAUCCAUUCUGCCAUCUCCUCCCCUCAAAAUAGCAACACAAGAGAGGGUAGAAAUGGAAAUCUCAAUAUAAAUCUUGACCUAUCAAAUGCAUGGGUGGGCAACAGAGGUAGGAAAUCCAUCAGAGGGAAAGUACUGGACAUGGCUUCUAAGAAUUUUUCGAACUCAAGUCAGAUAAAAUCAAAAAUAUUCAAAGGGAACUCUCGUAAGCCUAACAAAUGGGUGCAGAGACAAUUUCCUUUAUAG